AUGGCUAAAGUCAUAACUAAUAGAUUUCCAUUUGCUGCUGCUGUAACUCGACCUGAAAUAGCUAAAACUGUUGAAAAUUAUUUUAAUACAUAUGGUGGAAAUCCUAUUGGAUGUGCUGUUGCAUCAACUGUACUUGAUGUUAUAAAAGAAGAAAAAUUACAAGAAAAUUCUCUUCGAGUUGGAACACAUUUAUUAAACAGUUUAGCAGAAUUACGUGAUCAAUUACCUAAUGUUAUUGGUGAUAUUCCCGGAAAGUUUACUUAUUGGAAUGGAAAUGGUGACAGAUAA
Rotaria socialis is the source of this 288-nucleotide messenger RNA. NCBI's taxonomy places the organism in Eukaryota, Metazoa, Rotifera, Eurotatoria, Philodinida, Philodinidae. The record is from the annotation of a GenBank genome assembly.